CCCGUCUCAAAUCCCAACAAGGGUUGUUCGAGCUGCAGAGGAGAGAGGAAGGAGAGGAUAAGUGUUAGCGAGCGAGAGCUCGAGGGCAUGGAGAAUUCGGUGGGGGAGAAGAUGGACGAGUUGGUGGGAUCAGGGGGCGGCGGGGGCGACUGGGGUUACCUGGCGUCGGAGGCCAUGGCGGUGACGGCGGGCUUCCCUUUCCCGUGCGGCAGGGACGUCAUGGACCACACCUCCUCGCUCUUCGACUUCCACGCCGGCGCGCCUUUCCCCUCGUCCUCCGCCGCUACCGGCGUCGCGCUCCCGCCCGGCUACUUCGUCCACGACUUCGCCGCCGGCGGCAACAACAACAGCAGCAACAACCCUUUCGACGUCGACGCGCCGCCGUUCCUUCAAUUCGGCGGGCCCGCGGCGGUGGGGCAGAAAGGCGUCGGGUUCAUGGCGGCCCAGGCGGGGGCGGCGUUUGGAGGAGGAGGGAUGGAGUGGGAGGACGACGAGGACGAGAUGGACCAGCAGAGCCUUGACGACGCCUCCAUGGGCGCCGUCUCGGCCUCGCUGGAGAAUGGCGUGACGGCGGCGGCGGGGGGGACGGGGGGCAACGGGAGGGGCAAGAAGAAGGGGAUGCCGGCCAAGAACCUCAUGGCGGAGCGGCGGCGCAGGAAGAAGCUCAACGACCGCCUCUACAUGCUGCGCUCCGUGGUGCCCAAGAUCAGCAAGAUGGACAGAGCUUCUAUCCUUGGUGAUGCAAUUGACUACCUGAAGGAACUCCUGCAGAGGAUCAAUGAACUUCACAAUGAACUUGAGUCUGCUCCUAUUACUGCAGUUGCUGGACCAACAGUAACACCAGCCAACUUCCAUCCCUCAACGCCCACACUGCAGCCAUUCCCGGGCCGUGUCAAGGAGGAACGGUGCCCGGCCUCAUUUCCGAGUCCCAGUGGUCAACAGGCCACGGUUGAUGUCAGGAUGAGGGAAGGGCACGCAUUCAACAUCCACAUGUUCUGCGCUCGCAGGCCGGGCAUUCUGCUCUCCACCUUGAGGGCACUCAACAGCCUCGGCCUCGACAUCGAGCAGGCAGUCAUCAGCUGCUUCAACGGGUUCGCCAUGGAUGUUUUCCGCGCCGAGCAAUGGAAGGAUGGUCCUGUGCCUCUGCCUGAAGAAAUUAAGGCCGUGCUCCUGCACACUGCCGGUCUUCAGAACCCAAUGUAGGCAAGACCCGGAACUGUGGCCCUUAGUCUCUAAGGGGAUCUCCUCUCCAUUAGUGGUCAUAGGCGAUUAGGCGCUGGAUGGUCCUGUCCUGGCUGAUCAGGAAAAAAAAUGCUAGAUGUAUAAAACCUUGUGCUAGCUAUCUGUCUACCGGUUCCUGAGACAAUUUCAUGGGAUGAGGCUCGGCUCGGUACAUUUAGCUGUUUGUCGAAUUUUAUCUUUCUCUGGGAUGUGAAUCUGUGAUGUAAUAGAACGUUUUUGCUACCAUUGAACAAUCUCCAAUUCUCCAUGGUGAUGAUGAGAUGAGAAAAUAUUUACUC
Messenger RNA from Brachypodium distachyon (stiff brome), 1520 nucleotides. Its product is annotated as transcription factor ICE1. Gene Ontology annotation, cellular component: nucleus. Bases 88 to 1203 code for a protein of 371 amino acids. NCBI's taxonomy places the organism in Eukaryota, Viridiplantae, Streptophyta, Magnoliopsida, Poales, Poaceae. Gene Ontology annotation, molecular function: DNA-binding transcription factor activity; sequence-specific DNA binding; protein dimerization activity. The transcript is spliced from 4 exons. The record is from RefSeq and is a predicted model, not a curated record. Gene Ontology annotation, biological process: regulation of DNA-templated transcription.